AUGGCGGAACGAACCAGCCUAGGCAGGAGCAGCGGUGGGAUCAUGUCGCACACCAACAGUCAACGUCCGUCUCGUCUUCAAGAGGCCGCUAGAUUGAUUGCUGGUGGCGGUUUGGGCAAUAGUUCCGAGGUCGUCCCGGAUUCCACGAUGCGUACGACGCCAGCAGAUAUAGUCCAUGCCGUCGACUUGUAUGCCGCUCAAUUUCAGUCCGACAAGCCUAGGUCUCUCGCGGGAAUCGCCCUGCGCUCCUUCAUCCUUGGGCUCUUACUAUCGCUCUGCGCCGGCGUUGCCGCUGGCCUAAUCUAUCUCGCCAUGCCCAUCUGGCGUGCGCCCUUUUUCCUCUUCGCUCUUUGCCUCUUUCACUUCCUCGAGUUUUGGACAACGGCACACGCCAACCCAUCAGCUGCCGGCGUCUCUUCUUUUCUCCUGACUAGCAAUGGCUCUGCCUACAACAUCGCUCACUCCUGCGCUCUACUCGAGACAAUAAUCAGCCAUGUGCUCUAUCCCCACGCAAUCCUCCCGCCGUGGGCCCACACCCUCCUGCUCGGCUUUGGACUCGUCCUCAUCUUUCUCGGACAGGGUGUGCGCGCUGCUGCUAUUCUGACGGCGGGUCCCUCCUUUUCUCAUUUAGUGGCUCAUCACAAACAGACAGAUCAUAUUCUGAUCCGCCACGGUAUUUACAGCAUAUUGCGACACCCAAGUUAUUUUGGCUUUUUUUGGUGGGGCAUCGGCACGCAAUUAGUUUGUGGGAAUUUGAUCUCUUUAGUGGGCUAUGCUGUUGCUCUAGCUUGGUUCUUCAAGGCCCGAAUUAAGGGCGAGGAGAUUCUGCUGGUUAAGUUUUUCGGAGACGAGUACGUUGACUACACCAAACAAACGUUCAUUGGUAUUCCAGGAGCCAAAUAG
Blumeria graminis f. sp. triticale is the source of this 903-nucleotide messenger RNA. The record is from the annotation of a GenBank genome assembly. Lineage: Eukaryota; Fungi; Ascomycota; Leotiomycetes; Helotiales; Erysiphaceae.